Phalaenopsis equestris is the source of this 1203-nucleotide messenger RNA. RefSeq lists its product as uncharacterized. The record is from RefSeq and is a predicted model, not a curated record. NCBI's taxonomy places the organism in Eukaryota, Viridiplantae, Streptophyta, Magnoliopsida, Asparagales, Orchidaceae. The transcript has 2 exons. The coding region runs from base 208 to 732 and encodes 174 amino acids.
AAUGAAGCAAUUUUUUUAAUAAAUUUUGUCAAAAACCCGCAAUUGCCCACCCUUCCUUUCAGUAGCGGUAGUCACUUUCGUCAUCGGCACCCUCGCCACGAAUUUAUCUGACCAUUCUCUCCGCAACGCUACGAACGCUAGACGCAGCCUCUCUUCCAUCCUCUCCUCACGCCGAACGCCAGCCGCCAAGGAUUUCUUAAUCACUCAAUGGGUGAAUCAUUUACUAUUCAAAUCAGCACGGACCUUGUCCGCCGACUCACUAACACUGACGCGAAGCCAAAAAAAUCCAGGGAAGCCAAACCCAAGGCUUCCCAGGACCAACUUCAGCCUCUUGGCAAGAAAAAACUGGCUCCAAAUGCUGAGAAAAGCAGCUCCCCAGCAAUGUGGCAUCAGCAGGCACCUAUUUAUCUUCCAGUUCCAGUAAGCCCUUCCUUACCCUCCCCUGCCACUGCAGAGUUGGAAGCUAUCAAGUCUGUACUCCAAGAGAGUGAAAAGGUUGUGGAGAAGCUAGAGAAGCAAGAAAUUAACAUGGUUGAAGAGCUAACUCAGAGGGCAAAGGAACUUCGUGAGAAGGAGUUUAAGCUACCUUACCAGAAACCUAUGCCCUGUUUGAACGAGAGAGAGGAUUGCCUGCAAUGCUACAAGGAAAAUCUCAAGGAUCCUUUAAAGUGCGCAUCUGCAGUUAAAAAGUUUGCUGACUGUGCUCUCCAGGCUCGGCGGGAAGCUGGCUAAGUAGGCUUUGAGAGCCUUAAGAGCCUCAUAUGUUUUUGGGAGUUGCAAGAAACGUCAAACACUAUUUGGAGUAAGUCAAUUAUGAUUUGUGCGUAAGGUUCUUAUCAUGUUAGUUUUGCUUCCAUACAUUAUUUAGUUAUCACUAAUUUGGCUUACAGGAAGGUUUAUUUAUCCCACGGCGUAGCUAUCAUGAUGAGAUCAUUUAUCAUUUGGAAUGAAUUACGUAAAAUCUUUUUGUCAUAUAUCAUACUUCCAUAAAUUGAAGUCAUUCUUAUCGUGAUAUAGUGAAAUGAGGAGACAUUGUUUAAAAUAUUUCAACAUCAGUAUAUUAUGCAUGAUGCACAUUAACACUGUAAUUAUACAGAUUAUGGGUGCGUAAAUGAUCAGUCUAUAACUGAUAAUCAGUAUGCAAUGUUAUAAUGAAAUGAUGAAAAUUUUGGAUGGGGGUGUUAUGAUUGGAGCUAUAGAUAU